AUGUUUGUUGUGGUUACGCUUCUCGUUGUGUAUAUUUCAUAUUUAUUGUUAAAGUACCAUCAAAAACGUCAGGAAGUGCUCAAAAUUUUGCCCCACUUCAAUGGUCCGCAUCCGGAGUAUUUCCUUGGCUGCGCUUACGUGUUUAAGGACAAAUCCAUCCCGGAAUUAUUCGACGCUAUUGUUGAUUGCCAUCGUCAGUAUGGCAAGGACAUUUGCCUCGUUGGAGCGUUCAAUGAUAUGGAACUGGACAUCUCCUCUUCGCACAACGUAGAGAAGCUGUUGCUAUCGAAGACAACGAAGAAAUCGUACCAGUAUGACUUUAUCGAGCCCUGGCUCGGCACCGGCUUGCUGCUGUCGUUCGGUGAAAAGUGGUUCCAGCGUCGAAAGAUCAUCACACCAUCGUUUCAUUUUAAAAUUCUCGAUCAAUUUAUGGACGUGUUCAAUAAGGAGGCGGACAUACUCAUCACUAAGCUGGAACGGCACGUGAAUCAGAAAGAGUUCGAUAUCUACGAUUACAUCACACUCUACGCACUGGAUAGCAUUUGUGCAACAUCGAUGGGAGUUCACAUCAAUGCACAGGAAGAUCCCAACAAUGAUUACGCGAAGGGCGUAAAGACGGUGUCCGAGUAUGUUUUUCGACGCAUCUUUAGCGUACUGCGACAGUUCCCGGCUCUGUUUGUACUGUACUCUUACGCCAGGGAUCAGGGAAGAGUCAUUAAGCGCUUGCAUGACUUUACCAACUCCGUAAUUGAAACACGAAGGAAGCAACUUAGUCAGGAAAACAAAGCCCUGCAGGAAGAUGAUUACACAAAGCACCGCGAUACUUUCCUCGAUCAGCUGCUGAAGGUUAAGAUCGAUGGGAAACCGCUCAGUACGGCCGAUAUUCGCGAGGAGGUGGAUACGUUCAUGUUCGAAGGGCACGAUACGACGACGUCGGGUAUUUCGUUCACAGUUCUAGAGCUAGCCAAACAUCAGGACAUUCAACAGAAGCUGUACGAAGAGAUCGAUACAGUGCUGGGAAAGGAUGCGGGUUCGGUCUUUCUUACCAACUCUUUGCUCCAGGAGCUGAAGUAUCUUGACAUGGUCAUUAAGGAAUCAUUACGCCUGGUACCUCCGGUUCCGUUCAUUGGACGCAAACUUCUCGAAGACAUGGAAAUGAAUGGCACCGUACUUCCCGCAGGAACAACCGUCUCGCUCAACAUCUUUUGCCUGCACCGCAAUCCCAAAGUGUUUCCCGAUCCGGAAAAGUUCAUCCCGGAGCGCUUUUCGGACGAAAAUGAAAUCAAGCGUGGACCGUAUGAUUACAUUCCUUUCAGUGCUGGCUCACGGAACUGUAUCGGUCAGAAGUAUGCGCUGCUAGAGAUGAAAGUUACCAUCGUAAAGCUGCUCGCCAGUUACCGGAUCCUGCCCGGUGAGUCCAUCGAUCAAGUGCGCUUUAAGGCCGAUCUUGUCAUCCGUUCCACCGGUGGCAUUCCAGUGAAGCUCGUCAAAAGAAGUUAG
Molecule: messenger RNA, 1500 nt
Organism: Anopheles marshallii
Lineage: Eukaryota; Metazoa; Arthropoda; Insecta; Diptera; Culicidae
Product: cytochrome P450 4d1-like
Exons: 4
Coding region: 1-1500 (499 amino acids)
Molecular function (GO): oxidoreductase activity, acting on paired donors, with incorporation or reduction of molecular oxygen; iron ion binding; monooxygenase activity
Source: RefSeq, a predicted model, not a curated record